ACUUAAUUCCGGCAGACAAUGAAGCUUACUGGGAUCACACAGUAGUCACCAAAGCAGGGCUUUUCAUGUAUUCAGCCCUGGGAACUGAUCGAUGGGGCUUCACUUUGGCAUGUCUCCACUUAACUUUCUCCUCUCUAUGCUUAUUCAGGACACCAUGAUAUUCCCUUUGCUGUCUCCCAUCCUGCACGACUCCAAGGAAUUUCCUAAUCCAGAAAAAUUUGACCCGGAACAUUUCCUGAAUGCAAAUGGUACCUUCAGAAAGAGUGACUACUUCUUGCCAUUUUCCACAGGAAAACGCAUCUGUGCAGGAGAAGGUCUGGCCCGAAUGGAGAUAUUCUUAUUUUUAACAUCCAUCCUGCAGAACUAUACUCUGAAGCCCGUUGUAGAUUGCAAGGAUGUUGACACUUCUCCCAUAACCACCACACUGACAAAUGCACCCCGACCUUAUGAGAUCUCAUUUAUUCCACGUUAGACAAGUGAAGA
Lagopus leucura (white-tailed ptarmigan) is the source of this 483-nucleotide messenger RNA. RefSeq names its product cytochrome P450 2H1-like. Gene Ontology annotation, biological process: xenobiotic metabolic process. The transcript is spliced from 2 exons. Gene Ontology annotation, cellular component: intracellular membrane-bounded organelle; cytoplasm. Lineage: Eukaryota; Metazoa; Chordata; Aves; Galliformes; Phasianidae. The record is from RefSeq and is a predicted model, not a curated record. Gene Ontology annotation, molecular function: oxidoreductase activity, acting on paired donors, with incorporation or reduction of molecular oxygen, reduced flavin or flavoprotein as one donor, and incorporation of one atom of oxygen; heme binding; iron ion binding. Bases 92 to 472 code for a protein of 126 amino acids.